This is a messenger RNA of Medioppia subpectinata, 625 nucleotides long. Lineage: Eukaryota; Metazoa; Arthropoda; Arachnida; Sarcoptiformes; Oppiidae. The record is from the annotation of a GenBank genome assembly.
AGACGACAAACACUGCAGAACUUAGAGACGGAAGUGAUUCGUGACAACGACAGCAAUAAACAGCUGACGGAUUGCAGUGAACAACACGUUAACAACGGAAACCAAUUAGAGUCGUGGCCGUCACAAGUGGAGAACAGCUCCGCUCUGGCGCUGACCGCUCACGACGACGACGAAGAAGAUGAAUCCAACGAUAUGUUCGAGGUUAAGCCCAUCAUAUCAUUUGAUGACUCUUCGAGUCAAGUGUCCAACUCUUUACGCGAAGAUUCAUCAGUUAUGGUGGAGAGUCCGUCGGAUCCAAACGCGAGCGCCGGUUCCAGUUCAGGACAACCCGUUUACGGCAAGAUAUGUGUCUGUCAUCUCUGUCACCUCACAUUCACCGCAUACAGCAGUAACAAAAGGCGCUCUUCUUUGAGAUCGUAUGGCUUUCAGUCGUUAUCUAACUUUGGUUUUGGUGACACUCGGAGUGAGUGUCCGUUUUGUCACAAAAGGAUUGUAAACCUUCGAAGACAUAUAAAUGAAGUACACGUCGGAGUGCUCUUCCAGUGUCAGAUCUGUUGUCGCAAAUUUAAGCGAAAGGAUAAACUUAACCAUCACUUGAUUACAGAACAUAAUGUAUAACUAAAAC